Molecule: messenger RNA, 1045 nt
Organism: Onthophagus taurus
Lineage: Eukaryota; Metazoa; Arthropoda; Insecta; Coleoptera; Scarabaeidae
Product: S-adenosylmethionine mitochondrial carrier protein homolog
Biological process (GO): transmembrane transport
Source: RefSeq, a predicted model, not a curated record
UGUGGUUGGAGCUUUUAUAUGUAAACCCAAUUCAACCUGUAUUCUAGUGGUUCGGUUCUUAGCUGAAUAAUUCCAAAAUAUCCCCAACAGAUGGCGCCAUAUGCGUUCAAUAAAUAUGCGCUAUUUUCUAUGGACAUAACCUCGCUUAAAUAUAAUCCCAGAAUGAUGAGUGAGAAAAAUUUGUAUAUCUCUUCACUUUUCGGUGGAGCAGCAGCUGGUUUAUCCGUAGAUAUGAUUCUUUUUCCUUUAGAUACCAUAAAAACCCGUUUGCAAUCAGCACAAGGUUUUCGAAACGCCGGAGGAUUUUCCGGAAUUUAUAAAGGAAUUGGUCCCCAAGCAAUCGGUAGUGCCCCACAAGCUGCCUUAUUUUUUUGCACAUACGAAAGUUGCAAAUAUUUUAUGACCCCCUUAGUGCCUCAACAAGCUUUACCGAUCGUUUAUAUGGCAGGGGCAUCGCUAGCUGAAGUUGUCGCUUGCUUGGUUAGGGUUCCAAUGGAAGUUGUUAAGCAACGGCGACAAACUUGUCCUAAAAAUUCGACUUCUAUGGCGAUCGCGUUGGAUGCUUGGAGAUCGGAGGGGCUUUUAAAGGGGUUGUAUCGCGGUUUUGGGUCUACGAUUAUACGGGAAGUCCCGUUUUCUUUCGUGCAAUUCCCAAUUUUGGAGUUUUUGAAACGCACGUAUCGAAUUAAAUUUAAAAAUAAUGAAAUGUUGAGUAGUUUUGAAGUUGCUAGUUGUGGCGCGAUUGCAGGUGGAGUUUCCGCUGCGAUUACAACCCCGUUAGAUGUUGUAAAAACUCGAAUAAUGCUAGCUGAUAAGAGUUUAACUGUUAAUAAUAUGUUCAAAUUAGUUUAUAAAGAAAAAGGUGUUGCAGGGUUAUUCGCUGGGUUUGUUCCUAGAGUUUUGUGGAUAACUUUAGGUGGUUACAUUUUCUUUGGAACUUACGAUUUUGCGAGAAAUUUUUGUAGUAAUCACAUUUUACAGGAACCUUUAGACCUUGAUAACAUCUAACCUCAAAAAAUUAAUCAAUAAAGUUUUUAAAAAUUUA